AUGAGAGGCACAAACCAGUCGAGUGUCUCCGAGUUUGUCCUCCUGGGAUUCUCCACUCAGCCCCAGCAGCAGCGGGUCCUCUUCCUUCUCUUCCUGAGCAUGUACCUGGCCACGGUCCUGGGAAACCUGCUGCUCAUCCUGGCUGUCAGCACUGACUCCCGCCUGCACACCCCCAUGUACUUCUUCCUCGGCAACCUGUCCUUCGUGGACGUCUGCUUCUCCUCCACCACCACCCCCAAGAUGCUGGCCAAUCAUGUGCUUGGGAUCCAGACCAUCUCCUUCUCUGGAUGCCUCACUCAGAUGUAUUUUCUCUUUGUGUUUGCUGACAUGGACAAUUUCCUCCUGGCUGUGAUGGCCUAUGACCGCUUUGUGGCCGUGUGCCACCCCUUACAUUACACCAUAAAGAUGACCCGUCAGCUCUGUGCCCAGCUGGUCGUUGGGUCGUGGGGCGUGGCCAGCCUAAAUGCUCUGUUGCACACCCUGCUGAUGGCUCGACUGUUAUUCUGUGCAGACAACGCCAUCCCCAACUUCUUCUGUGAUGUGACUCCUCUCCUGAAACUCUCUUGCUCGGACACACAUCUCAAUGAGAUGAUGAUUCUUAUUGCAGCAGGGCCUAUAAUGAUCACUCCUUUUAUUUGCAUCUUGGUGUCAUAUGUCCUUAUUGGUUGUGCUGUCUUGAGAGUCCCAUCUACAAAAGGAAUAUGGAAAGCCUUCUCCACCUGUGGCUCCCACCUUGCUGUUGUGUUCCUCUUCUAUGGCACCAUCAUUGCUGUGUAUUUAAACCCUUUGUCCUCUCACUCAGCUGAGAAAGACACUGUAGCUACCAUGUUGUAUACAGUGGUGACGCCCAUGCUAAACCCUUUCAUCUACAGUCUGAGGAACAGGGAUUUGAAAAGGGCUCUGGGAAAGGUGAUUGGCAGGAAGACAUGCUCUUACUUGUGUUAA
Molecule: messenger RNA, 945 nt
Organism: Microcebus murinus (gray mouse lemur)
Lineage: Eukaryota; Metazoa; Chordata; Mammalia; Primates; Cheirogaleidae
Product: olfactory receptor 1F1-like
Biological process (GO): G protein-coupled receptor signaling pathway
Cellular component (GO): membrane
Molecular function (GO): olfactory receptor activity; G protein-coupled receptor activity
Source: RefSeq, a predicted model, not a curated record